AAACUCAUUUUGAGUUCUAGGUCAUGGAGUGUGAUUGUGUGUCAGUUUCCUUAAAAAAAAUGAUGAAUGUACAAAGUUUAUACAAUGUGAUAUGAAAUUUAAUUAUUAAUUUUUUAAUUUAUUUAAGAGUUACAUGUAAAUUAAUAUAUAUGUAUCAUGGAGGAGCAAGGGGAGCGCCCAAAAUUGGAAGGGGUUUGCUUUAAGCAAGUGCAACCCGAAGAUAAUAGACAGCUCAUCGAGGCUUUUACUGCUGACGAGAUUAAGGCAGCAAUAUGGGAAUGCGAUAGUUCGAAAGCGUUGGGACCCAACGGAUUUAAUUUCAGAUUUGUUAAGAGCGAGUGGGAAGUAAUCAAAGAAGAUGUCAUUGAUUUCCUACAAGAGUUCCACAAAAACAGCAAAAUGGUGCGGGGUUUGAACUAUUCUUUUAUUGUCCUAGUGCCAAAGGUGGACAACCUGCAGAAGAUCGAGGAGUACAAGCCUAUAUCGCUUAUUGGUGUUAUCUACAAAAUCUUGGCUAAGAUACUAGCUAAUAGACUAAAGAAGGUACUUGAUGAGUUAAUUGGCAAGCAACAGAUGUCAUUCAUCAGCGGUAGGCAGUUAAUGGAUGGGGUUGUUAUUGCAAACGAGCUGGUUGACGAAGCAAAGAAGAGAAAGAAGAGUUCUUUUAUGUUUAAAAUUGAUUUUGAAAAGGCUUACGACAAGAUAUUGUUCGGUUCAGCCACAGAUGAAAAUGUGUGGGCAAUGAAAGGAAUCUUGAGAGCAUUCGAGCUAUGCUCUGGUCUGAAAAUCAAUUUCCAUAAGAGUCAACUGCUGGGGGGGAAUAGGAUAAAUUGGGUGAAAUGGGUUGAGGUUUGUAAGGAUAAAGAAAGAGGAGGGCUAGGAGUAAAAGAUCUAGGGAAACUUAAUUUCGCUUUGUUAGGUAAAUGGUGGGGGAGGUUAGUGUCAGAGGAGAGAGGUCUGUGGAAGAAGGUCAUAUGUGAAAAGUAUGGCAUAAAAGGGGAACAUAGUUGCAAUUGGUUGAGGGUGGGUUUCAAUUUUGGUUCAAUGUGGUGGAGAGACACAUGCAGGCUAGACUCUAUAGUAGAGGAGAAGCAGGGAUGGUUAGCCAAUGGUUUUAAAAUAAAAGUGGGGGGAGGAGACUUGGUCAAAUUCUGGUGGGACAUUUGGAGUGAGGGGGAGAGCAUUGCUAACAAAUUUCCAAGACUCUAUUCUCUGUCAACAGGUAAAGAUAACAAAAUAUCCCAGAUGGGGGAGUGGGUGCAUGGAACUGGAAAUUACAUUGGAGGAGGAGCUUGUAUAGUUGGGAAAAACAACAAGAAGAAGAAUUGCAGAGGGAGCUUCAAAGAACCCCAGUCAUGAGAGGCAAGCUGGAUCAGUGCGUGUGGGUACACUCUAAGGAUGGAUGCUACUCCAUGAGAACAGCUUAUCAAGUAUUAACGGAAGCACAAAGUCCGGCCCAACACAGUGCAGCUUUAAGCAAAGUUUGGAAUGUUUUCACCCCCAGUAAAAUAGCAGCCUUUUC
Rubroshorea leprosula is the source of this 1522-nucleotide messenger RNA. Lineage: Eukaryota; Viridiplantae; Streptophyta; Magnoliopsida; Malvales; Dipterocarpaceae. The record is from the annotation of a GenBank genome assembly.